AUGUCGUUCGCCCCGCCUUCGGGGCCUCCCCCGCCUUCGGUACCCGAGGGGUGGAAAGCUCAGUAUGACGACCGGUAUCAUACUUGGUUCUAUGUGGACCUUGCUACUGGUAAAUCGCAAUGGGACCGCCCUGAAGCUCUCCCGCCGCGCGAGGAUGGCAACCUUCAGAAUUCUCCCCCGCCAUCAUACAACAAUACUGGGCCCGGUGACCCGGCAGUGAUAGCCAGCACCGGGGACAAAAAGCAGCACAUGGGGUCAAACAACCCCUACAAUCCGACAAUUACCGGUUCAAGUAACCUCAGCCCUAACACAAUAGACGAAGACGCACGACUUGCCGCCAAGCUCCAAGCCGAGGAAGACGCCCGAGCCAGCACACGAGCAAGCGGGGCCGGAACCGGGGAUCGCGGCACCUCAUCAGACUACUACAAUGAUGCUUUGCAGCCGCCGUCCUCCGGCCUAAGCGGGUCUGCAGCUAGCCCGGCGUCGCAUAGCCCAAUACCCGAGCAGGAACAGAAGCGCAGCAAGGGUGGCUUUUUCAGCAAGCUAAUGGGAAAGAGCUCAAACUCAAGCAGCAAACCGCCUCGGCCGCAGCAACAAUACGCCUCAUAUGCUCAGCAGGGUCCCCCGCCUGGUCCCUACUACAGUGGUGGUGGCUAUCCUGCGCAGCCUGGCCCCCAGCCUGGAUACGGAUACCCUGGACCAGGGUAUGGAGGAGGAUAUGGCGGAUAUCCGCAGCAAGGUGGAUAUUACCAACAGCGACCGCCUCGCAGGCAAGGUGGGGGCAUGGGCACUGCGGGUGCCGCUGCUCUGGGUGUUGGCGGUGGUUUGCUUGGCGGUAUGCUGAUUGCUGAUGCUAUCAAUGAUUCUGACCAUGACGAUUGCGGUGGUGAUGACUUUGGAGACGACUUUUAG
Messenger RNA from Penicillium paradoxum, 912 nucleotides. RefSeq names its product WW domain-containing protein. The record is from RefSeq and is a predicted model, not a curated record. NCBI's taxonomy places the organism in Eukaryota, Fungi, Ascomycota, Eurotiomycetes, Eurotiales, Aspergillaceae. The coding region runs from base 1 to 912 and encodes 303 amino acids. The transcript has 2 exons. Gene Ontology annotation, molecular function: protein binding.